UUAGUUUUAUUCUAAGGGUUGGUUGAAAAUUGAUGUCAAUAGCGCCGUUGUGUUGCUUCAGCAGAUGCCUCGCCGCACCGAGGUCAUUAUUUCCGCAAAGUGCACCCAACGAUAGAUUGUAGACCUAAUGUAUCAGAGAAUUGCAGUAAUAAUACCGAGGUAGCCUCCGCGCGGCUGGCACGAUUACUCACACGUCCACCGUGGCGUGAGUGCCACGACCAGGAAAUCACGAUCGGCCCAUCAAAGCUUAAUCAUAUCUUGAAACACGAUAAAUAGGAUUUUAAAUUAAUUAACGGGAAGUAAUCGCAUAAUCAAUUAAUCUACGCGAUUAAGGUUUAUUCGGUGUUAGAAUUUCGCUUGAAAUUGUCGUGUUUUGAAUUAAAAUGGUGAUUAAAAAGAUUUGCUGUCUGGGAGCGGGGUACGUCGGCGGGCCUACCUGCAGCGUUAUAGCUCUAAAAUGCCCGGACAUUACAGUGACUGUGUGCGAUAAAAGUGUAGAUCGUAUAAACCAGUGGAAUUCAGAGAAAUUACCAAUUUAUGAACCUGGGUUAGACGAUGUUGUGAAGGAAUGCAGAGGGCGGAAUCUAUUCUUUUCUACAGAUAUAGCAACCAGUAUCCAAGAAGCCGAUUUGAUAUUUAUCUCUGUUAACACUCCUACAAAGACCAUCGGUAAUGGAAAAGGUCGCGCCGCGGAUUUGAAGUAUAUAGAGGGUGCUGCGCGUAUGAUCGCCGAUAUAGCCACUAGCAACAAGAUAGUGGUCGAAAAAAGCACUGUACCUGUCAAAGCUGCGGAGAUAAUUAUGAAAAUAUUACGCGCGAACACAAAACCUGGCGUCAACUACCAAAUAUUGUCUAAUCCGGAGUUCCUGGCUGAAGGUACGGCUAUAGUUGACUUGGUAGAAGCUGACCGAGUCCUAAUUGGUGGUGAAGACACACCCGAUGGCCAGCGAGCUGUGCAGGAGCUCUGCUGGGUAUAUGAGCACUGGAUACCCGCUAAGAACAUCCUGACAACAAACACUUGGAGUUCCGAGCUAUCUAAACUUGCUGCAAAUGCUUUUCUUGCACAGAGAAUCUCUAGUAUCAACUCUCUGACAGCUGUCUGCGAAGCUACCGGGGCUGACGUGUCAGAGGUGGCCAGGGCUGUCGGUAGAGACUCCCGAAUCGGUCCCAAGUUCCUAGAAGCCUCCGUAGGCUUUGGAGGCAGCUGCUUUCAAAAAGACAUCCUCAAUCUAAUCUAUUUAUGUGAAUGUCUCAACUUGCCAGAAGUAGCUGCUUAUUGGCAGCAAGUUAUCAGUCUGAAUGAUUACCAAAAGACCAGAUUCACUCGGAAAGUUAUUGAAUCACUCUUCAAUACAGUUUCAGAUAAAAAGAUAGCUAUACUUGGCUUCUCAUUUAAGAAAAACACUGGUGACACUAGAGAGUCUCCCGCCAUACUCGUUUCCACAACAUUAUUAGAUGAGGGAGCCAAACUGCACAUCUAUGAUCCGAAAGUAGAGAAAGAACAGAUGCUAUAUGAACUAACGCAUCCAUCUGUAACGUCUGAGCCGGAAUCGGUAAAGAAGAAUGUUGAAAUUCAUGACUCAGCGUACUCAGCGGUCACGGGAGCACAUGCUAUAGUGCUUUGUACAGAAUGGGACGAGUUUAAAGAGCUGAAUUAUAAGAGGAUAUUUGAUGUGAUGAUGAAGCCAGCGUACUUGUUUGACGGGAGGAAGAUAUUGGACCACGAUGCACUGCUGGAGAUCGGGUUCCAUGUUCAAACUAUUGGUAAAAGGCUAUCACGGUCGAGCAGCAUCAGGGCACAGGGCAGCCAGACUUCAUAGAAAGUGCAGCCAGCAGCGGGGCAGGGCCCAAGCUGCCGGUGGUCAGGGCCGCAGAGAGAGGAACCGCCGGACUAUCCGCGCCGUGCUCAAGAUCACCGCCUUCUGCAUAGCGACAGUCUCUCAAGGUGUUGGUCUCUAGACUCUUCGCUAUGAGACCGUUCGCUGAAACGACUAUUGGGACAAUGAUCGUCGAAUCAACAUCCCACAUGACGGUUAUCUCGUGAGUAAAGUCUAGGUACCUACUGGACUUGUCCUUCUCGGCUUUCACGAGAUUCUCAUCAUGGGGGAUGUUGAUAUCGACGAGCACGGCCCGGCGUUGCGAUCAAUCUAUUAUUGGCGUUCUCAGUUUUAAUCAUGUCAGGCGUGUUGGCUACAAUAGUCCUGUCAGUAAUUAUUAUUAUUAUUAAAUCCUUUAUUUCAGGCAAAACCCAUAAAAAUGUUAGUAUUACACAACAUAACUGACAAGACUAUUGUUAGUACAUACAGAGAUCACAACACACAGACAUAACCGGAUGAGCAUAAAAUAAUAAAAUGUCAAUAACUUAUCUCUACAGUAAUUUAAAUUGUCCAUUAAACAAUAUAACAUAACAAUUACAAUUAAGAUAUUACAAUUAAACGCAUUAAAUUAAAUUUUGAAAAUUAUAAAAUGUAUAGAAUUAAAAUUAAAUUUCGUCAAAUAAUAAUAAUAAUUAAAACAUGUCACCAAUCAAAAUUUACAAAAGUAGUGUGAAGGCUGAUCCAUCUUUUUAACGUGGGUGAGUCCCACCUGUCGGCAAACACCUUCAGAAGACUACUAGGGCUCCCCCGCAUCCUUUCCCACAGUGCGGCGCAGCGCUUCCUCAUGAUCGCAUGAAAACCAUCAACCCCCGCCUCCGUAAACAUGCCCGAAGCGCUGCACCUCCGAUGAAGCCCCAGCAAUGUUCUAAACGCGUUAUUAUAUUGCACACGAAGUGCGCUGUACGUCCUCUGCGCAUAAUUGACCCAGAGAUUGCAGGUGUAAAAGCACUGGCAGUAUGCCCGAAAGAGCGUUAGCUUUACUUCUCUAGUACACUUUGCAAAUCUCCGAGCCAACAUAUUGCAGCGGACGGACAGCGCCCUUCUCUCCCUAUCUAUAUCCAUGUUAUCAGAGAGGUCUUCAGUGACCCAGUGGCCCAGAUACUUAAAAUGCUUAGCUCGGCUUAAAUGAGUGCCACAUAGAGCAAUUGGUGGCACAACCUCGUACGUCUUAGUACCGGCCUUGAAGAUUAGGAAUUCACUUUUCUUAGCAUUAUAUCUGAGCCCAUGGUCCACUGCAUACCUCUCACAAACACCGAGCAAGUUUUGCAAUGCGCCGAGAGAUGGCGUGAGCAGCACCAUGUCGUCUGCAUAGCUGAUAUUGUUAAUAUAAACUCCAUCAACCGAACUCCCGACUUUGGUGCCGCUCAACUUCUCUAUCAAACCGUUGAUGUACAGGUUGAAAAGCCGGGGAGAGCCCCCCCUGUCUCACCCCGCACUCCAACCCGUACUCCUCCGAGAGAACACCCGCCCAUCUCACACAGUUUCUCUGGCUAUGGUACCAGUAUUUCAGGAGAGAGAUUACCUCUGACGGUAGCCCUGCUAUUUCCUGAACUUUUUGCCAUAGGAUUUUAUAUGAAACGAGGUCGAUCCCAAUAGAGCGUGGCACGACUAUUUCCGAGAACUGGCGCAGGUGAGUACUUGUAGUACGGUUCUUCGCGGUCCACAAGUUAGUUAUUUAUUUAUUUAUUAAACGUGAUCCACUCCACCGCACAUAAGGCUAAUAAGCUCCUAAAAUAUACGUUCAUGUAAUAUCAGAAUGGGUUUUCCUUGCGGUAUUCAUAUCAGCUAUUUUAUUUGCUUUCUGAUAACUAUAACCGGAUCCGGACUUUCCGCUUUUUAGGGUUCCGUAGUCAACUAGGAACCCUUAUAGUUUCGCCAUGUCCGUCUGUCUGUCUGUCUGUCUGUCCGAGGCUUUGCUCCGUGGUCGUUAGUGCUAGAAAGCUGAAAUUUGGCAUGAAUAUAUAAAUCAAUAAAGCCGACAAAGUCGUACAAUAAAAUCAAUUUUUUUUAGGGUACCUGCCCUACACGUAAAGUGGGGGUGAAUUUUUUUUUUGCUUUAACCCUACAGUGUGGGGUAUAGUUGGAAAGGUCUUUCAAAACUAACAGGGGUCUUCUCUUCAUCAAACACUUUUUGAUAAAGUGAAUAUAUUCGGAGAUAAACGCUCCGCAAAAAAAAAGUGUCCCCCCCCCCUCUAACUUUUGAACCAUAGGUCAAAUAAUGUAAAAAAAAUCGUAGAAGUAUAGCUUAAGAAAGACAUUAAAUGAAAAUUAUUGCGGACAUGAUCAGUUUAGCUAUUUUUGAGUUAUCGCAAAAAGUUUCCCCUUCAUAGUAAAAAGACGUACAUUCACAGUUCACACUUUAAGCUCCAGUUUAGCUUAUUGUGAUGGAAGAGUAACUACGGAACCCUACUCUGAGCAUGGCCCGACACUUGGCCGGUUUUUUUAUUGUAACUUUUUUAAGUCUUCUUAACUGUUACUACAGUACAGGGUGGGCCAGUGAUAUAUUAUCUUUUCGUCCCAACCGCUUUCGUUAGAUAUACAAUCUAGAAAAAUGAGAAAGGUGUCAUUUAAAAGAAAAAAUUAAACAUUUUUUUAUUUUAAAUGGUGCCUUACACGGGAAAACAGCGAGCGUUUAGCAUCCAAGCUUAUUUUGAAAACAAUCGUUCUUAAGAGCAAUUUUAAAUGAUUAUGUUUAUAUAUUUUUGUACAAUAUUUUAUGAUAGACAUUUAUACGAUUUAGAAUUAAGACAUGUUAAAAUUGAUUAUGAGCCUUGUAGCUUGAAAUAAAUGUUUUUUUUUUUUAUGUGACUGAUCGUCGGCGUUUUCGACUUAAGUUCGGAUUACGCAGUAUCCUUGAGUGUCCAAGUACAAAUUUAAUCAAACAAUGGAUAUUCCAUUGACAUAUAACUAAGGACGGGCCUUAAGGGCAAUAAGAAUGGGGUCAGUACAGCGGUGUCACGCACACGAAUUCGAGCCAAUCGUGUAGUCUUUACUGCCAUUUUUCGACACAUGAUUAAAACUGAGAACGCCAGACACUAUUCUUUCCCUGAUAUGUUUUACAUUAAAUAUCAAAAAGUGACGCCAUUUAAUUUAAUAGAUCAUAGGCCAAAGGUAUGGCGGACUCUCAUUUCUGACCUUUGUGUUGCUAAUGUUGCUUAAAUGCCAUGAGUCCUAUAUAGACAUUUGAUCCUCAGGAAAAUCAAGAUCGUUUGACAUUAUUUACAAAAAACAGUCAAGUAGCCAAUUAGGUUGCGUUGUUUAAUCACGGAGUUGCUAUGGCCACCUGUCUCCAUCAGAUCAGCUUGAUGGUGCCAUAAUAUUGCAUUGGCACCCGACUUACAUAUUUAUGGGAAAUCGGGAAGUGGAUAAAAUUUAGCUUCUAAAAAUCUACCCACACUAACAUAUAUUCAUAGAUACUAACAGGGCAAGUUAUAUCUAUGUAUGUUUGUAUAUUUUCAAAUAAUAGUUUUCUUUAUAUUAAUUAAAAUUUCAACUGGCCAAAAAGGUUGUUCAGGUACUCAAAACCGGAACAUUGGCCCUAUAUUCUGCUGUUUGAUGAAUGAUGAUUUUUAAGGGGCUCCCCGCGGUUUAUAUCUAUUUUUGACUUGUUUUGAGUCGUUACUCCUACAUUUGCACUAUAGAUAUAAUUCUAAGACAAACGGAUAUCGGUUCUCUCCAUUCUGGUCUGCCGGGUUUUAACCCUUUGAACGCCACGCGUAUCGUACGCGGCGCGUAAUUGUGAAGUUGUCGGUACGCAUGAAGGUUGAUAUUGGGCUGUAGCCGCGCGCGUCAUAUGACGUCUUUGGCGGUCAUAAGGUUAAAAGAAAUGAACACUUUUUUUUGUCAUAAAGUCUUUUUUCGUCACUCGAUUGCUGUGAAGGAUUUUACAUGUACCAUAAUCUACACAUUUGGGUUCGUUUUCGACGUAUCUAAAAACUGUACCCCUAGUGUAACUUUGAUCGACAUCAUAACGUGACGAACGCGUUUGCGUUAAGUCUCAUUUUGUAUAGGAUUUUGAGUUUCCAAAACGUCCCGCUUGGCGCGCUCUUUCGAAAUCCAAUACAAAAUGAGACUAAACGCAAACGCGUACGUCACGUUUGGAAAUCGAAUUUAUUUACACUAGGGGUACUGAUCAGAGAUUUUAAAUUUUAAACUAAUUAACACAAAAGUUAUAGCCAGUAAACCAGUUUUUUGGACUAAAAUUGUUCAACUUUGAUGCCAAAUAUCUCGAAGACAAUGAACUUUGAAGUAAAUAUGUGACACUAUACUGCGUACAGCCCUUGCUGUUAAUGUGAUACGCUACAAAAAACUUUAUAAAACUAAGGGAUUCAGAUCGAAGGUCAUUAGCGUUAGGGACCCCCUUAAUUGAUGUUUGUACAGACAGUCAAUGUUUGCCACGACAGAUAAGUCUUGAUGAAGGUUAGGGUAAUUCAGCUAAUGGUUUUUCGAUAUAAACAAACAAUAGGAAAGCCCGUCACAGACGGAGCGACUAUCAAAAAUGUACGAUAAGAUACUGACAUAUAUUCAUAUCAUAAUUAGAAUAAGUAAACUGAACUGGACUGUGUAUCUCGGUGAGGACUGUCGUGGAGGAAAAUGCAUGUUUUACGUGUAAGUUAGUUUUAAUAGAACCUUAUGUACAUUUUACUCUGUUUGUUCUCCUAAUAAAUAAAAUAAAAAAUAAAAUAAAAUAAGUAUACCACUCGCUAACGAUACCAAAAUAUAUAUCGCAGUCUGUCUAGGGGCUCCUCUACACGAUGCCCCAGCGCUGGACUAGCGAGAUGGCCAUGCGAUGGUGAUGGCCCCUCUACACGAUGGCCCAGCGCUGGACCAGCGAGAUGUCCAUGUGAUGGUUGAAACGCAAAUACACGAUAUAGUUCUGGAAUGGGUCACGUGUAAUGCGUACUGCCAUCGCCGGUCCACUACCUUUGAUGUGCGGACGAAUAACCGACACCGUGGCCAUCCCAUCGCCAUCCCGCCACGCCAUAAGCCAUCCGACACCACUGCGCUCUCCACACGCUGGCCCAUCUUAGUGGGUCAGUAUGAUGGCCCAUCGUUUACAUAGCAUCUACACGAAAUAUACCAAAAUAUAUCGUAAUAUACCGAGCUAUAUAUCGCAAGGUAUCUUAAGAUGCCUAGCAAUAAGAUGUAAGAUACCAAAUUAUAUAUUAUAGCUUCUUGUGUGGACUCUGUCAAAUGGUACGCAAAGUAUAUUGAAAGAUACCUUGCUAUAACAUAUCUUUUGGUAUAUUAUCGCUUCGUCUGUGUCGGGCUUAAGAGGCUGUCAAUACCUAAAGCGCGCACACUGUCUAUUUGUAUCGGAGUAAAUGAGAUAGCACUGUCGCAUGUUACUGGGCCUGGGCAAGGGAAUAAUAAGAAAAAUAUUUAAAUAAAAAAAGUGGAUUAUUAGUGUAAUAUUUAACUCGACCACGGUUUAGAUAUAAAUGUUUUGAAAUUGUGAUUUUAAUUGCAGACCCAUAAGUCAAAACAAUAAAGACAUAAAACCGUUUAAUUGUGAUUUUAA
This is a messenger RNA of Cydia pomonella (codling moth), 7398 nucleotides long. RefSeq names its product UDP-glucose 6-dehydrogenase (gene sgl). The record is from RefSeq and is a predicted model, not a curated record. The coding region runs from base 384 to 1820 and encodes 478 amino acids. Gene Ontology annotation, molecular function: NAD binding; UDP-glucose 6-dehydrogenase activity. The transcript has 2 exons. Gene Ontology annotation, biological process: glycosaminoglycan biosynthetic process. Gene Ontology annotation, cellular component: cytosol; nucleus. Lineage: Eukaryota; Metazoa; Arthropoda; Insecta; Lepidoptera; Tortricidae.